AUGAAUACCGUCGAUGCCUCCGAGCAUUACGAGCUAGGCGCAACUGACCAAGCUCCCUCUCUCCUCACAAUUGUAAUCGAUACAAACCCACAUGCCUGGGACAUCCUGGAAGAGUCUCUCCCACUCUCCAAGGCGAUCGCCAACAUCCUCGUCUUCAUCAACGCCCACCUCGCAUGCAACUACGCCAACGAAAUCGCCGUAGUAGCCUCCCACACACACAAAGCAGCAUGGCUCUACCCUUCACAAACCCUAUCCCACUCAACGGAUCAGGAUGGCGACAUCUCUAUGAGCACAGAUACAACCCCCCAGCCAAAUAAAUACCGACCCUUUCGCAUAGUCGAAGACCAAGUCACACGCAAUCUCAAAGAGCUCAUGGACUCAACGACCCCUGACCACCUCCGCGGCAACACAUCCACCAUGCUAGCCGGAGCCUUGACUCUCGCCCUCAGCCACAUCAACCGCCGAACAAUCGCCUGGGCCGAAGAGCACGGCGGCGCAAACCCAGACGACGCCCCUGCCGAAGGCACUGCUCCAUCAAAUCGCUACUCCGCCUCGAACGAGGACGAGAAACUCCAGAGUCGCAUUCUGAUCGUUUCAGUUAGUGGGUCUAGCGAUUCAGCCCACCAGUAUAUCCCGGUGAUGAACAGCAUCUUCGCAUGCCAGCGUCUGCAUAUUCCCAUCGAUGUUUGCAAGCUUAGUGGCGAUGCAGUCUUCCUACAGCAGGCUUGCGAUGCCACAAAGGGUGUAUACAUGUCCCUUGCAGAACCACGUGGCCUGCUGCAGUACUUGAUGAUGGCGUUUUUGCCGGACCAAAGAUCGAGACGACAUCUUGUGCUGCCUACGCGGGUGGACGUGGAUUUCCGCGCUGCAUGCUUUUGUCAUCGCCGUGUUGUGGAUGUUGGCUUCGUGUGCUCGAUCUGUCUUAGUAUCUUCUGUGAGCCACCGCCUGGAAGUGAGUGCUUGACUUGUGGUACGCAUUUGGAUGUUGGGAAUUACAAUUCAAAGCCGGCUUUGUUACCGAGGAAGAAAAAGAAGAAGAAGAAGGUCAAUGGGGCGUCUGGGGCUGGGACACCAAUAUCUGUUUCAACACCAGGCUCUUAA
Messenger RNA from Penicillium olsonii, 1101 nucleotides. The record is from the annotation of a GenBank genome assembly. Lineage: Eukaryota; Fungi; Ascomycota; Eurotiomycetes; Eurotiales; Aspergillaceae.